Molecule: messenger RNA, 1824 nt
Organism: Gopherus flavomarginatus (Mexican gopher tortoise)
Lineage: Eukaryota; Metazoa; Chordata; Testudines; Testudinidae
Gene: PGP
Product: phosphoglycolate phosphatase
Exons: 2
Coding region: 25-966 (313 amino acids)
Cellular component (GO): cytoplasm
Molecular function (GO): sn-glycerol 3-phosphatase activity
Source: RefSeq, a predicted model, not a curated record
GUGAGAGGGUCGCGCAGUCGGACGAUGGCGGAGGGCUCGGCGCGGCGGUGUCUGCGGCUGGAGCCGGCCGCGGCCCGGGAGGUGCUGGGCGCGGCGGACACGCUGCUGUUCGACUGCGACGGGGUGCUGUGGCGGGGCGACGCGGCGGUGGCGGGCGCGCCGGCCGUGCUGAGCCGCCUGCAGGCCCGGGCCAAGCGCCUCUGCUACGUGACCAACAACAGCAGCCGCACGCGGGACGCCUACGCCGAGAAGCUGCGGCGCCUGGGCUUCCCCCCGGCCGAGCCCCGCCAGGUCUUCGGCUCGGCCUACUGCUCCGCCCGCUACCUCAGCCGGGCGCUGCCGCCCGACGCCGCCGCCUACGUGCUGGGCAGCCCCGCCCUCAGCGCCGAGCUGCGGGCCGUCGGCGUCCCGCACCUGGGGCCCGGCCCCGCCGCCCUGCCAGGCCCCGGCCCCGCCGACUGGAGCCGCGCGCCGCUGGAUCCGGCCGUGCGCGCCGUGCUGGUGGGCUUCGACGAGCACUUCUGCUACGCCAAGCUGUGCCAGGCGCUGCGCUACCUGCAGCGGGGCGGCCCCGACUGCCUGCUGGUGGGCACCAACCGCGACCACCGCCUGCCGCUGGAGGGCGGCGCCACCAUCCCCGGGACUGGCUGUCUUGUGAAAGCGGUAGAGAUGGCAGCAGAACGUGAGGCAUUCAUCAUAGGCAAGCCCAGCCGAUACAUUUUUGACUGCGUGGCGAGUGAGUUCAAGAUCGAACCUGCUCGUACCAUCAUGGUGGGAGAUCGACUGGACACAGACAUCCUUAUGGGCAAUAACUGCGGCCUCACCACUCUCUUGACUCUCACUGGAGUCACUACUCUGGAAGAAGUAAAAGGUCACCAGGAGAGUGACUGCCCUUCCAGGAAAAGCCUGGUUCCUGAUUACUAUGUUGAUAGCAUAGCUGACCUUCUUCCUGCACUUGAGGAUUAAAAUAGCAAAAAUCUCUCCAACUCCUGAAAAGGUACCCACGUUAGUGAAGGGCAGUAGUUAAUAUCACCACUCAUUACUUUAAUACACACACAGUGUGACACCACUUGCAAUUGCAAACAGUCAGCUUUUAACCUUCCAUUUGAGUCCUAUGAUGAUUUUGUUUACAAAUCUUGUUUUUAAAAUGCACUUUGAAAUGAAGAGGGCAUUAUAGUGUCACCCAGUCGUCUUGUGGUUUUUAAAGCCAACACGUACAUCAAAAUGUUUGUGAGAUGAGGUGUCAUAUAUUGUUUUGCUGGACUGGGUUAUGGAAAACAGAAUAGAUUUAAAAAUGAACCAACCUUGCGGUAUGUUUUGAAUGACAAACCGUAGCUCAGACUUGAUUAUUCAGGGAAUUAACUCUUUGGUAUAGCUGUCUAAUGGCUCUCUUCUAUGCUUGCACAGGCUGGCUCAGUUAGAAUUUGGUCCCAUGCUGGGUUCUUGAUGUUUACUCAGGUCCUGUUCUAGAUGUGCAGCCUAUUGCAGGUGUAACUUCAAGGGAGAGCAAUUCAAAUAUCUGUCCUGUAUUUGAUCAUAUAAAUUGCAGUUGUGAUACAAAUUGGACCGGUUCUACAUGCAAAAUAUAUUAAUGAUAUCUUCUGUAUGUUGUAUUUGUCCAAAUAUUGGAUGUAUAUGUAAAGUAUGUGUGGUAUAUAAAGUAAUUACCCUGACUGACACUAAAGAGAUAUAUCAGAAAUGUAUUUAAAGUAUACAUUAAACAUAAUAUAUUGAGAAUUAUCUUGUUUCCCAAAAAGAAGGAUAUGAGGAAUGUUCUUCACCCUUUAUUAAGGAUUAAUUUUUAAAGGCACUUGCAUACUACUG